AAACCUAAAUUAGAGUAAUUCAGGAAAAAGGAAAACAAUAAAAAAGAAAAGAUUCAGAUCUUCGGAGCUCAUCUCUUUCUGCCGGAAAGGAUCACUUCGUAACAAGACAGUGUCUUGACAGAUCGAGCUCCAACAGCAGUCUGCUCUCGCUUCAUUUCUAAGAUCUAGAGCUGGAAAAUGGCAACAAUCGAUGAGCCUUUAUACCCAAUUGCUGUUCUUAUUGAUGAGUUAAAAAAUGAGGAUAUUCAGCUCCGUUUGAACUCAAUUCGUAAGCUUUCUACAAUUGCACGCGCGCUUGGGGAGGAGAGAACCCGGAAGGAAUUGAUUCCCUUCUUAAGUGAGAAUAAUGAUGAUGAUGAUGAAGUGCUUAUUGCAAUGGCUGAAGAAUUGGGGGUCUUUAUUCCUUAUGUUGGCGGUGUGGAGCAUGCCAAUGUGUUGCUCCCACCGCUUGAGACUUUGUGCACUGUUGAGGAAACUUGCGUCAGAGAUAAAGCAGUGGACUCCUUAUGUAGAAUUGGGGCACAGAUGAGGGAGCAAGACUUGGUCGAGUAUUUUGUACCAUUAGUGAAGAGACUGGCUGCUGGUGAAUGGUUUACAGCUCGAGUUUCGUCAUGUGGCUUGUUUCAUAUUGCAUAUCCAAGUGCUCCUGAGACUUUAAAAUCUGAACUGAGGACAAUGUACAGUCAGUUAUGUCGAGAUGACAUGCCCAUGGUUCGUAGAUCUGCAGCAACCAACCUUGGAAAAUUUGCUGCUACUAUCGAGCCUGCCCAUUUAAAGACUGAUAUCAUGUCGAUGUUUGACGAUUUGACACAAGAUGAUCAAGAUUCUGUUCGACUAUUGGCCGUUGAGGGUUGUGCAGCACUUGGAAAGUUGUUGGAACCCCAAGAUUGUGUGGCACAUAUUCUCCCUGUCAUAGUUAAUUUCUCACAGGAUAAGUCUUGGCGAGUUCGGUACAUGGUUGCUAACCAAUUAUAUGAGCUAUGUGAAGCUGUUGGCCCUGAACCUACCAGUUCGGAUCUGGUUCCUGCAUAUGUUCGGCUACUUUGUGAUAAUGAAGCUGAAGUACGCAUAGCUGCUGCAGGCAAAGUAACUAAAUUUUGCCGGAUUUUGAACCCAGAACUUGCAAUCCAGCGGAUUAUUCCUUGUGUAAAGGAAUUGUCCACAGAUUCAUCUCAACAUGUUCGUUCUGCUUUGGCUUCAGUUGUAAUGGGAAUGGCACCAAUUUUGGGAAAGGAUGCAACAAUAGAGCAACUGCUACCCAUUUUUCUCUCUCUUUUGAAAGAUGAAUUUCCCGAUGUUCGCCUAAAUAUUAUUAGCAAGCUUGAUCAAGUCAACCAGGUAAUUGGAAUUGACCUGCUUUCCCAGUCCCUAUUGCCAGCAAUUGUAGAGCUUGCCGAGGAUAGACAUUGGAGGGUCCGGCUUGCAAUCAUAGAAUAUAUACCUUUACUGGCUAGUCAGUUGGGUGUUGGAUUUUUUGAUGAUAAGCUUGGUGCUCUUUGCAUGCAGUGGUUAAAAGAUAAGGUUUACUCGAUCCGUGAUGCAGCUGCUAAUAAUGUGAAGCGCCUUGCAGAAGAAUUUGGUCCAGAUUGGGCAAUGCAGCACAUAGUUCCUCAGGUUCUGGACAUGAUUAAUAACCCACACUAUCUAUAUCGAAUGACCGUUCUACAUGCAAUUUCUCUUAUCGCUCCUGUUAUGGGCUCUGAAAUUACAUGUUCCACACUUCUUCCCAUUGUCAUCAAUACAUCAAAAGAUAGGGUACCCAACAUUAAAUUCAAUGUGGCCAAGGUGCUGCAGUCGAUUAUUCCCAUAGUUGAUCAGUCGGUGGUGGAGAAGAUGAUUCGUCCAUGUCUGGUUGAGCUGAGCGAGGACCCAGAUGUUGAUGUCAGAUUCUUUGCCACCCAAGCACUACACUCCACUGAACAGGUCAUGAUGUCUGCCUAGAUUGAAUGUUGUAAUUAGGAAUUCUUUUUCCCCCUACCCAAAAAAAUUUCAAGAUCAAUCUAUCAUCUUACUCAUAUGCAAUAGCUUAUUUGAGGCGCUAGAUUUUCUUCCACUGAGACAAAUCCUUUUUUACCUUUGAUAUUUAUUCCAUUUUUCUUUUAUCAAGUGUCCUGAAACGCAUUGUAGCUUUUAUUAUAUCAUGGUAAUGCAUUCCAUUUUUGGUUUUUCAA
This is a messenger RNA of Manihot esculenta (cassava), 2171 nucleotides long. Its product is annotated as serine/threonine-protein phosphatase 2A 65 kDa regulatory subunit A beta isoform. The transcript has 13 exons. Bases 178 to 1941 code for a protein of 587 amino acids. Lineage: Eukaryota; Viridiplantae; Streptophyta; Magnoliopsida; Malpighiales; Euphorbiaceae. Gene Ontology annotation, cellular component: cytoplasm; protein phosphatase type 2A complex. The record is from RefSeq and is a predicted model, not a curated record. Gene Ontology annotation, molecular function: protein binding; protein phosphatase regulator activity. Gene Ontology annotation, biological process: protein dephosphorylation.